UCAGCAAAAAAGGAAGCGACAGUGUUGAUCAAACGACAACGUUUCGGCUCUCCCUAGCAUCAUCUUCUUCGCCAGACGUCUCGCCGCCGACUCUGCUUCUGAAACAUUUGAAAUUACUAGACCCGCGUAAUUAGCACAUGAUAAUCUCCCUGAUUAAGCAAUGCAACACCCUUUCGUCCCUCAAAGCCGUACACGCCGCCGUCCUCAGAACCCACGACCUCCACCUCAACCUCUUCCUCUGCACCAACCUUAUCGCCCACUACGCCUCUCUGGGCUCCCCCUCUCACGCUUACAUCCUCUUCUCCGCCGUCUCCUCCGCCUCCGACGUCUUCCUCUGGAAUGUCAUGAUCAGAGGCUUCGUCGACAAUGGCCUCUAUAACAAAGCCAUUGCUCUGUACAGUAAAAUGUGGGACGUGGGUGUUAGACCCGAUCAUUUUACUUUCCCUUUUGUGAUUAAGGCUUGUGGGUUUGCUCGUAAUUGGAGAUUGGGUAAGAAGGUUCAUGGAGAUGUGAUUGAAUGUGGGUAUGCAUUAGAUGUGUUUGUAGGUAAUUCACUAAUUGGGUUGUAUGGGAAAUUUGGGCAGGUUGAAACUGCACGGAAGGUGUUUUAUAAAAUUCCCCAGAGAAAUGUGGUUUCUUGGAGUUCGAUGAUUGGGGUGUACGCGCAAAAUGGGUGCUUUGAGGAUGGGUGGGAAUUUUUUUUAAUGAUGUUGAAUGAGAAAAUUACACCCAACAGGGCUUCCGUUUUGAACGCGAUGGCAUGUGUUUUUCAAGAGAAUGAUGCUGGUGAGGUUUGUGGAGUUGUGACCGAUAAUGGACUUGAUUUGGACCGCUCAGUUCAAAAUGCUGCAAUGCAAAUGUAUGCACGGUGCGGAAGAAUGGAUAUUGCUCAGGUGUUUUUUGAUAGGAUCAGUGAUAAGGACUUGGUGUCUUGGUCAUCCAUGAUCGAAGCAUAUGCGCAAGCUGAUUUGCCUCUUGAAGCUGUUGAGCUAUUUAAAGAGAUGAAAGAGCAAGGGGUUCUCCCUGAUUUAGUGGCACUUCUAAGUGUUGUUGGCGCUUGUUCAAGUUUAGCAUCGUUUCAGCAAGCACGUUGGAUUCAUGGACUUGUUAUUCGUAGCUUUUUCAGCAAUUGCAUUGCGCUUGAAACUUCUAUAGUUGAUCUAUAUGUUAAAUGCGGAAGUUUGAUGUAUGCUAGAAGGGUUUUUGAUGAGAUGCAAGAAAGAAAUAUAAUCUCGUGGAGCACCAUGAUUUCAGGAUAUGGGAUGCACGGUCAUGGAAGAGAAGCAGUUAACCUCUUUCAUCAGAUGAAGGCUCUUAUAAUACCAGACCACAUUGCGUUUCUAUCAGUGCUGUCAGCCUGUAGUCAUGGCGGGUUGAUUGCCGAGGGAUGGGACUGCUUUAAUUCCAUGAGUAGGGAUUUUCAUGUCACACCAAGGCCCGAACAUUAUGCAUGUAUGGUUGAUCUUUUGGGACGAUCUGGUCGACUGGAUGAAGCCUUUGAGUUCAUUGAGAGAAUGCCGGUAAGGCCAGAUGCUGGUGUAUGGGGAUCACUUCUCGGAGCAUGCAGAAUUCAUUCAAAUACAGAACUGGCUAAAAUUGCAGCCGGACAUUUAUUCGAAUUGGAUGCAGAGAACCCAGGGCGAUAUGUUCUAAUGUCCAAUAUUUAUGCAUCUUCUGGGAAACAGAAAGAUGCUGAUGAUAUUAGAGAUUUGAUGAAACAAAGAGGGGUGAGGAAAGUGGCUGGUCACACCAGUAUAGAGAUUAAGAACAAGGUCUACACGUUUGUGGCGGGUGAUCAUUCGCAUGCUCAAUCGGAUUUGAUCUAUAUGGAGCUGGAGAAAUUGAUAAACAGGAUUCGACAAGAAGGGUACAAUCCGGAUUUGAACUUUGUGCUGCAUGAUGUGGAGGACGAGAUGAAGGAGAAAAUGUUGUAUGCGCAUAGUGAGAAGCUUGCAAUAGUUUUCGGACUGUUGAAUUUAGGACCGGAAAGUGUGAUCAGAAUAAAGAAGAAUCUGAGAGUUUGUGGGGAUUGUCAUACAGCUUCCAAGUUUAUCUCCAAGGUAACAGGAAGGGAAAUUGUAAUGAGAGAUGCUCAUAGAUUCCAUCAUUUCAAGGAUGGUGCAUGUUCUUGUGGGGAUUAUUGGUGAACAUAAACUCAUUAGCUUAACAGGUUGUGUUCAUGUCAACCCGUUAAGAAAGUAGUAGUUGUAGCUAGUAAAUUUUUUGGUUUAGUUAUAUAAAAAUACCAUACUUGUUUAAUGUU
Molecule: messenger RNA, 2263 nt
Organism: Malus domestica (apple)
Lineage: Eukaryota; Viridiplantae; Streptophyta; Magnoliopsida; Rosales; Rosaceae
Product: putative pentatricopeptide repeat-containing protein At3g49142
Molecular function (GO): zinc ion binding; protein binding
Source: RefSeq, a predicted model, not a curated record